Capsicum annuum is the source of this 2276-nucleotide messenger RNA. Its product is annotated as DUF724 domain-containing protein 7. The record is from RefSeq and is a predicted model, not a curated record. The transcript is spliced from 6 exons. The coding region runs from base 237 to 1985 and encodes 582 amino acids. NCBI's taxonomy places the organism in Eukaryota, Viridiplantae, Streptophyta, Magnoliopsida, Solanales, Solanaceae.
UAAAAAUUCUUUCAUACUAAACAAGGAAAAAAAGGUGAAGGGGGAGUACUAUCUUGUACCGCAGUAGCAUAUAUAUUCCGUGCGGAGCUCUAGAACCCGCCAAUUUCCUCAAAAAAUUCUAAUCUUCUUCGCAAAAAAAAAAGAAAAAAACUCCAAACCCUUUCCCCCCCAAAGCUACAAUCACUGGCACUAUCAACGUUACCAGAAAAAAAAAAUUCCCCCAAAUUAUCUGAAGAAUGAAAAUGGAGAAAGUGCAAUUAGGAAAGGGCAAUGCAUCUCCAUCGGAUUCACCAACUUACAAACCCCCAUUCAACAUCGGCGACGAAGUGGAGGUCACAAGAGAGCAAGCCGGUUACAGCGGAGCUCGUUACGAAGCCGUUGUUGUUGAGCCGUUAAAGCCAGUAGCUCCGACUCAUUACCCUAAAAACGACAGCAAGAGAAGAGGUUUUUGGGUUGAGUACAAGCAUUUGUUAGCUGACGGUGGUGAAUCGGUACCCAAAAAGGAGUUUGUUAGGAAGAAGUGUUUAAUUAGACCUGUACCGCCGGUUGCGACGAAAGAUGAGAGGAGGGGUUUUCAAGUUAAUGAUGUUGUUGAUGCGUUUCAUCUUGCGGGGUGGUGGACGGGUGUUGUUGUUGGUAUUGUUUGGGAUGAUGGUGGGGAGAAUGGCUGUAGGUACCGGGUUGGUUUUACGGAACCGGAAGAGGAGAUUGAGUUCUCUGAACUUGAUUUGAGGUAUCAUCUUGAAUGGGUUGAUGGAAAUUGGGUUCGUGCUGAUAAGAUGCCUCUUCAAUUGGUAACUUCAAGUGCCGCAUUAAAUCACAUGAUCACGGGAACAGCCUCUUCCAAGAAGAAACUGGAAGUAGAUUCUAGGACUGAUGAUGUACGGCCUCCGAAGAAGUUAAGAAGUAGAAAGCAUAUUGUAGAAGCUUUGGAGAAUCAAGAAUCUCCGAGGCCUUCUGGAUCUGGGAAGGCACGUACUAGGAAAUCAAGAUUACUUGAUUUAGUAGAGAACAAAGUUUGCUUUGAAAAUGUGGUUGAUGGGGAAAUCCUAGCACCUUGUGUCCAUGAUCUCAAGCGCAACGGAGAUAAGGAUGGGAAGCUAAGUGAUUCUAAAUUUCAGAUUGUUGAGGGUAACAGGGAAAGAAGUAUCGUGGACCUGCUUGAAAAUAGGUCACUUGCUGUGACUCAAGGUGAAGAGACACAAGUACUUGAAAACACUCUCCAUGACUUGGUUCGAGCUGAGUUAUAUUCAAGUAAAACUAAUGGGAUAAGUACUUCAGCAGGAGGCUCUGCUGCAGCAGUCCAACCACGUGCUGGGACCACUACUGAACAACUGAAUGAAAUGCCAAAUGCUGAGCUUAGUUCCGCCACUACGCCUGAGCCUGAGCCGAGGUUGGUACUGCCAUUUAAGAAGAACUCCGCUCUUUGGAAGGAACUUGAAUCUAUGGAAGUAUUUACAAAAAUUCCACAAAAUCCACAUUUUUCACCUUUAGCACAAUAUGAUGAGAAUAAACGAGAAGAAGUAGCUUUACUGAAGAUAACAAAGUAUGUUAUUCUUGUUGAGAGGAUACCAAAGUUAACUGUUGCAGAACUUAAUAGUUCAGCCAUCAUUAGUGACAUGCUGGACACUAUCAAGGACUUGGAGGAGUAUGGAUUUGAUCUAAUCCAGAUCAAAGGUCAUUUGAACGAUUUGCUGUUGAAAAACGAGAAACAAACUUACCUCCGUAGCAAGUUGGAAGAAGAGGACGAUAAAAUCAGAAAAUGCUAUCUUGAGAGAGCGGUAGCUGCAAAUGAGAUUACCAAGAUUGCUAUGAAGAUAAAGGAUCUACAGAAAGAACUUAUGUCAGCCAAAACCACGAUUGAGACGAUGGAUAGUCAUAUCAAGCUAUCGGGAUCUGCAAAGGGUGCCAUUUGUGAUGAAAUUCGUCAUGUCGAGCUUGAUUUUGAAGCAACAGUGGCUUCAGUGAAGCAUAUCUUCAGCUGAAAUAGAACUUCCUCCUUUGUAAAUCUUUAUCUGAAAGACAACUGAUUUUGUAGAAAUAACAACAACAGACCCAGUGAUUUUGUAGAAAUGUGGAGUAAUAUGUUCCGUCAUUAGAAACAAAUUUGGUACGAUAGUUCUUAAUUACGAAAACAUAUUUUGUAAAUUAGUUUAGCUGUUUGGUGGCAUGUUUCCUUCUAACAUUGAUAGGAGGACUUUUCAGUUGCUAGAAACAUGUAGAUCUUAACUUGUUUGAAAUUAAGACGUAGUUAUUGUUAUAGUACUAUUAACUCA